Molecule: messenger RNA, 1971 nt
Organism: Aspergillus alliaceus
Lineage: Eukaryota; Fungi; Ascomycota; Eurotiomycetes; Eurotiales; Aspergillaceae
Product: pyridoxal phosphate-dependent transferase
Exons: 5
Coding region: 523-1947 (474 amino acids)
Biological process (GO): transsulfuration
Molecular function (GO): cystathionine gamma-synthase activity; pyridoxal phosphate binding
Source: RefSeq, a predicted model, not a curated record
AAGCUGCCUCUGCUGAUCGGAUCUUUCUUCAUUGGCUGCCCCUUGCGAAUUCUCAUUGACACAGUGACAGGGAUGCAGUAUGUGAUGUGGAGCAUUGGGGUUGGCGGUAAAGUGGAGUGUGUAUAUAGAGAGGUCAACCCCAGAUUCCCCCUCGUUCGGAUGGUUUUUGCUUGCUAGAAUUGACUUGCUACUUUCUACCUUUGCUUUGUGAAAAGAAAUUGAUCUUGUUUAAUUUUGUCAUGGGAGAUAAUGGUACGAUCCUCGAACCUUGGAUGCCUCCCAGGGCACCUCGAGCACUGCCUCCUGGGAAAGGUAAUAUUUAUCCCUUGGGAGAGUCACACGCCGUUAGCGUAUCGCUCCCAACAUGGGAAUCCGUGAUCGGAUUGUCCAGAAAGGAGAAAUGGCUCCUAGACCAACUCGAAUGGAGCUAUCCACGGUAAGUUCUACCUCAACAAACCAAUUCGCGAUCUCUCCGAUGCAGUUCUACGCCGACUCCAGAUUACCGACACAACUGUCAACUGCAUGGUAUUCUCUUCUGCUACUGACGCUCGCCAAUGCGCCACAACCAUCAAGAAAUUACCGUCCGAGAAUCCGAUAGCAGUCGAGGUAGUCCGGUUUGUCAUGCCUCUGGAGUCAAAUCUAGGAGAUACCAGUGCGCACUGGGCCAACUUUGCUGCGGUCUUAUACCCGUCCGAUCAGGUGAAGGGGGCCAUGGCCUUCUGGCGGGACACUGGCUCAGGUCUAUCCACACGCCACGCGCAGUUCUGUCUGGAGGAACUGGACUAUCUUGACUCUGACUCUGAUGUUAUCGAAUAUCGCACGCCAUCUCCCAGGAAGAGGUGCCGGGGCGAAAUCCCGCGGUCUCUUACCUGGAUGCGGGCCGCGGUUGCUAACAAGCAUGAGGUGAAAUCAUUCCUUGCAAACCUGGCUACGUCUGAACAACCAGGACGGAAAGCCGUAAGCCCCGAUGAUAUCUUCCUGUAUCCCACUGGAAUGAAUGCUAUAUACUCGCUCUCGGAGGCUUUAGCUUCGCCAGAGUCCAAGGUUGCCAUGUAUGGAUGGCUAUACCCAGAGACAGUCGACGUCAUCCGACGAGGUGUAUGGGCCGAAUGUCUCUCCUAUAAAUACGGCACCGAGGAGGAAUUGGAUCGAUUGGAGACCCUCCUGCAAUCCGGCCAAAAGAUCAAGGCGUUAUUCUGUGAACUGCCAAGCAAUAUCACCUUGGCGUCGCCAAACCUGCAGCGGAUUCGUACCCUGGCAGAUAAGUACGGCUUCGUUGUCGCCUGCGAUGACACCGUUGCCGGCUAUGUCAAUAUCGAUGCGCUUCCGUACGUAGACGUCAUGAUGUCUAGCCUAACCAAGACGUUCAGCGGUGCUUCGAACGUCACUGGUGGAGGCCUGGUACUCAACUCCCACUCCCGCCAUUACGACGCCAUUCAUGCCACUUUAUCCAGAAACGAUAACAUCCAUUUCCCUCUCGACCUCGACACCAUCCGACAAAACUGCCAGAAUAUCGUCUGGCGCGUUCAGCAAUGCAACAGAAACGCCCUCCCACUCGUCGAUCUGUUCAAAGCCCAUCCUGCAAUCGCUGAAGUAAACCAUCCAUCCAUCGCGCCAACAUCAGCCCUAUACAAAAGUGUCAUGCGCAGGAACGGCGGCUACGGCAAUGUGAUGAGCAUCGUCUUCCACGACCCGCGCACAGCCGAGCAUUUCUACAACGUCUUUGAUGUCUGCAAGGGAUCAAGCUUUGGAACGAAUUUCACAUUGGCAAUCCCAUAUGUUCAACUAGCCAACUACUGGAAUCAAGACAAGGUCGCAAAGCAUGGCGUGCCUCGGCACAUCAUCCGGAUCAGCGUCGGUCUGGAGGAUCAAGAGCAGAUCGUGAAAGCAGCAGCAAAGGCACUAAAGAGCGUGGAUGAAUUCGAUUCCAAGAAACUUCGGAACUGAUCAAACUUAAUGCUUUACCCCCCC